Camellia sinensis is the source of this 1152-nucleotide messenger RNA. RefSeq names its product PHD finger protein ALFIN-LIKE 4. Gene Ontology annotation, biological process: regulation of DNA-templated transcription. Lineage: Eukaryota; Viridiplantae; Streptophyta; Magnoliopsida; Ericales; Theaceae. Gene Ontology annotation, molecular function: transcription cis-regulatory region binding; transcription coregulator activity; histone binding. Gene Ontology annotation, cellular component: nucleus. The record is from RefSeq and is a predicted model, not a curated record.
CUACUCUGAAUAGAUUCAAAUCCGCCCUCUCUCUCUCUCUCCCCUCUUUUGUAGUCUCAUCUUUCUUUCUUUCUUUCUCCUCUGAAACUACGUGCUUUUUCUUCACUCAAAACCUUGCAAAUCACAGCAAAAUAGCCCUAAAAAGCUCCGUAAUUCUCAUUCCUGUUCUCUCUAGUAAGCUCUCUCUGUGGACAUUUUCACUCUCUCUCUCUCUCUCUCUCUCUCUCUGCUUCUAAUGGACGGAGGAGCUCAGUACAAUCCUCGCACUGUCGAAGAGGUUUUUAGGGAUUUCAAAGGUCGACGAGCCGGCAUGAUCAAAGCUCUCACCACAGAUGUUGAAGAGUUUUAUCAGCAGUGUGAUCCUGAGAAGGAAAACCUGUGCUUGUAUGGAUUUCCAAGUGAGCAAUGGGAGGUCAAUUUACCUGCUGAAGAAGUGCCUCCAGAACUCCCAGAGCCUGCAUUGGGUAUUAACUUUGCCCGAGAUGGGAUGCAGGAAAAGGAUUGGUUAUCCCUUGUUGCUGUCCACAGUGAUGCAUGGUUACUUUCUGUCGCCUUCUAUUUUGGUGCUAGAUUCGGAUUUGAUAAAGCUGACAGGAAGCGACUUUUCAAUAUGAUAAAUGAUCUUCCUACAAUAUUUGAAGUUGUUACUGGUGCUGCAAAGAAACAACAGAAGGAGAAAUCUUCAGUCUCAAAUCAUAGUAGCAACAAAUCCAAGUCAAACUCUAAAGUGCGGGGAUCCGAAUCUCAAACAAAGUUUUCAAAGCCACAGACGAAAGAUGAAGAGGAGGGUUUGGAUGAGGAAGAUGAAGAUGAGCAUGGAGAGACCUUGUGUGGGGCGUGUGGGGAGAACUAUGCAUCGGAUGAAUUCUCUCUCUCUCACAGUAUCACUCUCUUUCCUUUCUUUUUAUUUUAAUCUUCCCAUUCCCUUUUCUCCUUAUUAUUCUAUCCUCUUUUCCAUUCUCCAUCCAAAACCAUUAUCACACAUCCACCGCCCAUAUCCCCCACUUUCUUUAUACCCAUCUUUUCUUUUAUUUUAUUAUAUAUAUAUAUAUAUAUUAAAAUAAUCACUCAUAACAUCAAACCCCUCUGCUGGUUCCACCCAUGUGAGCUUGUCCUCUCUUAUUAUUAUUAUUAUUAUUAUUAUUAUUAUUA